AUGGCGUCCCAGUCCUCAUCUCUUACCGCGUCAAGGCGGCUCAUGACAGAGUUCAAAAAAUACAGGAAGGAAGGGGAGAAUGAAACAUUCCUGUACCUCCGUCCCGUUGAUGAAGACGACAUACUACGAUGGGAAGCUGUAUUGAAGGGCCCAGAUGGAUCACCAUACGAGGGUGGACUGUGGCACCUUAGUAUUACAGUUCCGCCCAAGUACCCUAAUGCGCCGCCGACCAUCCUCUUCACGACCAAGAUCGUGCACCCUAAUAUCCACUUCGAAACGGGCAAGAUCUGUUUGUCUCUCUUGGAUGAGGAUGAGCACUGGACUCCGACUGAAACUCUCAAGACCACACUCGCGUCUAUUCAGUGGCUGUUGAAGGACCCGAAUCCGGAUUCGCCGCUGAAUGUUGACGUCGCAGUUCUAUUGCGCCAAGGGGAUUUAGCUGGUUAUGAGAGUGUUGUCCGUUACUUGACUGAGGAGCAACGGUGGGAGGAAGGUCGGAAUGCUGGACGGUGA
This is a messenger RNA of Penicillium concentricum, 513 nucleotides long. RefSeq names its product putative ubiquitin conjugating enzyme (UbcJ) (gene pex4). The transcript has 2 exons. The coding region runs from base 1 to 513 and encodes 170 amino acids. The record is from RefSeq and is a predicted model, not a curated record. Lineage: Eukaryota; Fungi; Ascomycota; Eurotiomycetes; Eurotiales; Aspergillaceae.